CGGGGCGGCCAUGGCGGGGUCGGUCCUGUGCUGCCUGCGCUGGUGCCGGGACGGCGGGCCGGGGCACAUCCCCCUCAAGGAGAUGCCCGCCGUGCAGCUGGACACGCAGCAGAUGGGAACUGAUGUUGUCAUUGUCAAAAAUGGAAGAAGAAUAUGUGGGACAGGCGGUUGCUUAGCCAAUGCACCCUUGCAUCAGAACAAAAGCUACUUUGAGUUUAAAAUCCAGUCCACAGGAAUCUGGGGUAUUGGAGUUGCAACUCAGAAAGUUAACUUGAAUCAGAUUCCUCUUGGCCGAGAUGUACAUAGUCUUGUGAUGAGGAAUGAUGGAGCCCUCUACCACAACAAUGAGGAGAAGAGCAGACUGCCAGCAAACAGCCUUCCCCAGGAGGGAGAUGUGGUGGGUAUUACGUAUGACCAUGUAGAGUUAAAUGUAUAUUUGAAUGGGAAUAAUAUGCACUGUCCUGCAUCAGGGAUAAGAGGGACGGUGUACCCUGUUGUUUAUGUUGAUGACAGUGCAAUUUUGGAUUGUCAGUUCAGUGAGUUCUAUCAUACUCCUCCAACUGGUUUUGAAAAAAUACUGUUUGAGCAGCAGAUCUUCUGAAUACUGUAGUACUGGAUUCUUGGACCCCUGCACUGUUAAAAGCCUUUAUCAUCCUAAUAAAGUUUCACCUCACCUAUCAGAACCCCAUUCUCUGUUUUUACUAAGUGCUUGUGAAUGUUGUGAAUGUUAAAAUACCACAUCAGAGACUGUAAUUAAAAAUGUUAGGUUGUGUUUUGUGAUGUGAUAAUUUGACAACCAUGACAAUGUGAGUGAUUCCUGUGUAUAAGUGGAAACCAGUGGGUUUGAUUGAUGUUAAAUGGCUGUUUGGAUACUCAGUACAUUUUGAAAGAAAAUUUUAUUUCUUAGAAGAGAACUUGUUUCCAUUAAGGUACAGAGUUAUGAAAUGCCAUUUUGUUGUGGGGUUUUUUUUAAGCCCUGUGGUACUGUGCUAAGUGUGCAGUCCUGUCUUGUUUUAAAGCGUGCUUUUCAUACGAAAGGUGGAAUGAGACAAUGUAAUUGGCAGCUGUUUUUUUUUCUCUUGUGUAAAAUUUGCCCUGGCUUGCUUAAUUUGUGAAAGUAUCAUUGUUUUUGAUUGCUUUCAUUGUAAGAAAUAAUAGAAUGUAUAUUUCAGUAAUUAUGAAAGCAUUUUUUUCAAGUAAAAAAGCAAAACUGAAUGCAAGAAAUAUUUAUGAAGAUAUCCAUCCUGCAUUACUCCAAAAAGGAAGUACAGAUUGCUCAACCUUGUAACAUACACUGGCAUGUUAUCAUGAAGCGUUUCAUGUAGUAAGUAAACUAGAGUCAAUUUUUAUGGAAUAUUUUAUUUCUUGUUUUCUCUGCAUUGAAUAAUAAAAUUAAUAGUGUUUAAGAUAUUU
Molecule: messenger RNA, 1413 nt
Organism: Tachyglossus aculeatus (Australian echidna)
Lineage: Eukaryota; Metazoa; Chordata; Mammalia; Monotremata; Tachyglossidae
Gene: SPRYD7
Product: SPRY domain containing 7
Exons: 5
Coding region: 11-601 (196 amino acids)
Molecular function (GO): protein binding
Source: RefSeq, a predicted model, not a curated record